Molecule: messenger RNA, 2151 nt
Organism: Impatiens glandulifera
Lineage: Eukaryota; Viridiplantae; Streptophyta; Magnoliopsida; Ericales; Balsaminaceae
Product: probable pectinesterase/pectinesterase inhibitor 13
Exons: 4
Coding region: 1-2151 (716 amino acids)
Biological process (GO): cell wall modification
Molecular function (GO): pectinesterase inhibitor activity; pectinesterase activity
Source: RefSeq, a predicted model, not a curated record
AUGCAAGAAAAUGUUGAGGCACCGACUUCAAAAACUGUUGAGGUACAAAUUUUAGAAGAUAUCGAAGUACCGAUCCUGGAAAAUGCGGUACUGAACUUGGAGGAUGCGGUCACAUUAGAAACACCUAAUGAGAAUGAUGCACUGAUAGACUCCGGUGAGAGAGGCGAUCCAGAUCCCACCGAGCAGUCAACUCCUACUCCACCACCGGAAGCCACCGUUUCAGUUCCCCCUAAGGAAUGGAUUGAUGACCGGCUCCAAGAAUUUGAAGCAUCCGUUUCGGGACGGAUUGAUGACCAACUUAAGAAGUUUGAAAUGUCCAUAUCAGGGCAGCUUGAAGACCGGCUUCAAAAGUUUAAGGCAUCAAUAUCGGAGCAGAUUGAUGACCGUGUACUUGAACACGAAGUGUCCAAGCUUCAACCGUUCAAGGAAUGCUGCGAUAAAAUAUUUGAUUCGGCCAUGCAGUUCGCCGGUGUGACAAAACAGCUUGUGGAUCAACAUCAAGCACGCUUAGCCGACCUCAGCACCGGACUGUGGGAAGAGGCCGGUGAGCGCGAAAAAUGUGCUCAGCAUACCGCAGCUCUAGAGGGUAUAACUUCGGACUUAAAGAAGGAUCUAGAACGGGUCCACACGACAAUUGACCGGGUCUCGGUGCUGGAAAAGACAAAUGAGACUCUCGUGGCCGAGGAAAACGCGGAUGCCGCGGCUCUAGAGGCUGAUGCCCUAAUAGCUAAAAGGGUCCAGGAUGAACUAAACGCCGAAGCCAGCAAGGAUAAAGAGGCGCCGCGAUCGUCUCAGCUGACCGAAGCCGAAGUAGAGGCCGAAAGAAUAAGAAGGGCCGAGACCUUAUAUCCAGGGUAUGCUGAGAAAGUGGCUAGUCAAGCUGCGGAGGAUGCCGCACGGUUGGAGAGGCAAAAACGGGGGCUGGAAGAAUUCUCCGAAGCAAACAAGAAGAAGAAGAAGGCGGCCGCCUCCGAUUCAGAACCGAAGAAGAGAAAAAGGCCGGCUCCUAAGAAAGUUCGGAUAGUCGAAAUGCUCAAUGAAAUAUCUGACCCGGUUGCUACGGGUACUUCGCAGCAAACCGACCCAGUCGAAGACGAAGUCGAAGAACAGCUGCGAUAUCCUCCCAUGAUGAAUAUGCUGCAAACUAUUUCCGUUUUUACAAUAUUUAUGAAUAUUGUACACAUCGGUUGGUACGUAGAUGCUCUCCCGAAAAUCACCUACGUAGCCAAAGACGGAACUGGUGAAUUUUCUACCAUUGGAGAAGCUAUCAACGCGAUUCCCAACUACGUUAAAUUCCGAACGUAUAUAAAAAUCAAACCUGGGAUUUACAUGGAAAAUAUUGUUGUUCCGAAAAGCAAAACUCGUCUGACGCUUCUAGGAUCUGGAAUCUACAAGACCAUUGUCUCGGGCAGCAGGAGCAACAAAACUGGCUUUGCGACGGAUAAAACUCCUACGGCAGAUAUCAUCGGUGACGGAUUUGUUGCCAAGCAAAUCACUUUUGAAAACACUGCUGGCCCGUCAAACAACCAAGCUGUCGCACUGAAAAGCGAAGCCGAAUUUUCUGCUUUCUAUCGGUGUAGGUUUCUCGGAUUUCAAGACACUUUAUAUGCGAAAUCAGGGAAGCAAUUCUACCGAGAAUGUGAAAUUCACGGUACCGUGGACUUCAUUAUGGGAAACGCAGCUGUGGUUUUCCAAAAUUGUGAAAUUUUGGUUGGGAGAUCUCUUCCGGGAAAACCAAAUGUGAUUACUGCCCAAGAUAGAGAUCAUCCAACUAGCCUUACAGGAACAGUCUUCCACAAUUGCACUUUCAAAGCGUCACGCGAAUUGCAACCGGUUCUAACAUCUUUCAAGACAUAUUUGGGACGGCCAUGGAAAGUGUACUCUAGGGUGGUAAUCAUGCAGUCCUAUAUUGAUAAUCUUAUCGAUCCCAAGGGUUGGUUGGCGUGGGAUCCAACUAGCCGAUUAGAUAAGUUGUACUAUGGUGAAUAUGGUAACAAAGGCCCGGGUGCAGUUACCACGGGUAGAGUUACUUGGCCAGGUCGCAUACUACUCAAUACAACAACUCAAGCCUCUCCUUUCACUGUACGAAAUUUUAUCCAAGGCCACACAUGGAUUCCCGACCAUGUUCCUUAUCAUCUAGAUUUAAUAUAG